AUGGAGGUCUGGUUCGUAUCCCUGUGCUUCUGCCUCGCCAUUGCCCUCCACCAAGCUUCGGCUAUCAGCGGAGUGUCGUCCGGUCCGACCGUUCUCAAGGUUGGAAGGAAAGAGAUGAGACUCGACCUCCCGGGAACCGUGGCCCAGGCUCAGGUCCAAGCUUCUGUGCCCAAGACACACAAGACCUUCCAGAGUCCGCUCGGAUGGAACAGCUGGAACCACUUCCAGUGCAAUAUCACGGAAGACAUUGUCAAGACUGCAGCGGACAGGCUCGUGUCAUCUGGGUUAGCGGCCCUCGGCUACGUCUACGUCAACAUAGAUGAUUGCUGGCAAGCCGACUCACGGGAUUCCCAGGGUCGCCUGGUGGCAUCUCCAGCCUCCUUCCCGUCUGGCAUCAAGGCACUAGCAGACUAUGUGCACAGCAAGGGGCUCAAGCUGGGUCUCUACGCCGAUGCUGGGAAGCGCACGUGUGCGGGCAAGCCAGGGUCUCUCGGGAACGAGGCGACUGACGCCCUCACCUUCGCUGAAUGGGGAGUGGAUUAUGUCAAAUAUGACACCUGCUACGAUGAUGGAACUACCACUAAGAGAAGCCAAUCAGCCAUGCGCAAUGCCUUGGAUGCUACCGGAAAAGACAUCUCGGUCUCCAUGUGUGAGGGACAAGCGGACAGCUCUGCUCUGUGGGCGUAUGGGUUGGCGGAUCCCUGGCGCACCACCCUUGGCGCUGAUGACACGUGGCGGAGCGUGACGUGGGUUUCGGAUGCCAACAACAAGUGGGCCAAAUACGCUGACCCUCGCAGCUGGAAUGACCUGGACAUUCUUCAAGUGACAGAGGGCGCCAUGGGAGAGACAGAGCACCAUGUGCACUUCAAUCAGUGGGCCAUCAUGAAGGCCCCACUCCUGCCGGCCUGCGCUCUCUCUGCUGCAUCACAGCCAGCCAUGACCAUCCUCAGCACCGAUGAGGCUAUCGCCCUCAACCAAGAUUCAUUGGGAGUGCAAGCACAGGAGGUGCAACUAUCCAAGGAAUCUUCAGUGAAGGUCUGGGUGGGAUCGCUAUCUGAGGGUCGGAGAGUGGUGGCAUUGGUAAACCGUGGCGGGAAGAAUGUUGUCGUCAGCUGGAGAGAGCUUGGGCUGAAUCCGGAGCAGCGGAUGCACGCUCGAGACCUGUGGCAGAAUUCCAUCAUUAACUCUGCCAACUCUAAUGAGCUCACCGCCCAAGUUCCAAGCCACGGUGUGCGAUUAUUUGUUCUCUCGCCUGCAACAGAUGCCAAUCUGAAACAAUAA
Closterium sp. Yama58-4 is the source of this 1281-nucleotide messenger RNA. The record is from the annotation of a GenBank genome assembly. NCBI's taxonomy places the organism in Eukaryota, Viridiplantae, Streptophyta, Zygnematophyceae, Desmidiales, Closteriaceae.